Messenger RNA from Sebastes umbrosus (honeycomb rockfish), 4330 nucleotides. Its product is annotated as DNA (cytosine-5)-methyltransferase 3A-like. Gene Ontology annotation, biological process: negative regulation of DNA-templated transcription. The transcript is spliced from 21 exons. Bases 1102 to 3534 code for a protein of 810 amino acids. Gene Ontology annotation, cellular component: cytoplasm; nucleus. The record is from RefSeq and is a predicted model, not a curated record. Lineage: Eukaryota; Metazoa; Chordata; Actinopteri; Perciformes; Sebastidae. Gene Ontology annotation, molecular function: methyltransferase activity.
CCUGUAAAUCCAGCAACUAGGGAUAGCUACUUUGGCCAACAUAGCCACAGCUGCUAUCCCCAGUAAUAACACGUGUUAGCUAGCAAAACUGAAGUCAAUAUAGUUAAAAACAGAUAAGAAGACUUGAGCUUGGAGAUGAAGAGUCCAGUGUAAAAUGUGGCAGAAGUUAACAUUGCUAUUCCUCUAGAGGCUGUUUUGUUUUAGUCUGAUUGAUGGGCGCGGUUCAAGCUGACACUUGUUCAGUUUAGACAUCAUGUCAUGUCCAAAACGGCUACUGUGAUGUUAACUACUAAUCCUAACUGAUAAAAAACAAGUGUUAUCUCCAUCUAUCACACUUUAGAAACAGCGAUAAAACAUUUUGGCCUAUCAUGCAUUUAUUUGCUGUAAUAGGUCAGUGGGACUGCUUAUUUUAUUAUUUUUGGUGCACUAUUGUUUUAUUGUUUGCUACAUCCUGUUCCCUCUUCAGUCUCCCCUUGGGUUUCAUCAGAGUUUCAUCCAACCUAAAAACUGCCCCUGGUUGAUUCUCUAUAAUGUGCACACAGUGCAUGUUAGAGUCAGUAGAGUCGGGUACUUUCCACACUGUGUCAUUCAAGAUCAAGGUUAUAGAUGCUGAGAUGAGAGGAAGUGCAGGAGUUGUUUGAAAAGGUGACAGACAACAUAAACCACCAGUGUACAUGCAGGAGGUGCUGUCUGUUUGUGUGUGAUUUUACCUCUUUAAUUAUGACUACUAAAAAUGUAGUCUGUGCCUGAAAAUAUCACAGUUUGAUGUGUCUAAAAUCUCUCAUUUGAAGCUGCAUUAAGCAAUGUCUUUUAUAGUCACACUGGAUUUAAAUGACUCUCUGUAAUGUGAAUCAACACUGUAGUCUGCAACCGCAUCCAGAUCAUAGUUUUGGUUCACCGGCCCAAACGAAACCCAACAAAUGCACGUGCUCUCACAAAAGGAAGUGUACAACUGGCUCACACAAGCCGGUCGUACACUUUUCGUUUUGGCGCAAAAUGGCGGAGAGGCGAAGUGGCUGAAGAAACGUCGAACAUAUAGCAAUCCAAAGACAUUUUUCUCAGGAGCUGAAUUGAAUUUACAUUCGACAUGUGGCCAAAAAGAUGACUGCAAGUCCAGGUUCCUCUGUUUCUGCUGAAUGUGAGAUGGCGACCUCUGACCCCUGUGCAAACGCCCCCCCAACCCCGCCUGAGGAGCCGGAGCCCUCCCCCUCCCCUCGCAAGAGGCGCGGGCGUCGGAAACUAGAGCAAAGCGAGAAGAAUAAGGACGAGCCAGAAGACAGAAACUGCGACUCCCCCAGAGAGGGUGAGACUGGCAGGCUGCGGAGGAGGCCAGUCCCCAGAGUGACUUUCCAGGCUGGAGACCCGUACUACAUCAGCAGGAGACAGAAGGAAGAAUGGCUCAGCCGCUGGAAGAUGGAGGCAGAGCGCCGGGCAUACAGGGAGGCGGAGAUGGACAUGAUGGACGACCUAUCAGGGGGCAUCUUUCAGAAAGAGGAGGAGUCAGCCAGUCCAGCCCCACCCCUACCCCCACCCCCACCCCCUUCACAACAACACACAGCCCCCGCCUCGCCAACGGUUGCCGUGACACCAGAGCCAGCUGCCAGGGGAGAACGGCCCACGCCUAGGGAGAUAGAGUACCAGGACGGCCGGGGUUUUGGCAUCGGUGUUCUGGUGUUUGGGAAGCUGCGAGGUUUCUCUUGGUGGCCCGGCAGGAUCGUUUCCUGGUUGAUGAGCGGCCGAAGUCGAGCUGCAGACGGGACUCGCUGGGUGAUGUGGUUUGGAGACGGAAAAUUCUCUGUGGUUUGUGUGGAGAAGCUGAUGCUUCUGAGCUCUUUCUCAUCUGCCUUCCACCAGCCCACCUACAACAAACAGUCCAUGUACCGGAAAGCUAUCUUCGAGGCUCUGCAGGUGUCCAGUGUUCGGGCGGGGAGGCCAGUUCCUUCCUGUGACACGAGCGAUGAUGCAGACGGUGUGGAAAUUCAAACCAGACAGAUGAUAGAGUGGGCCAUGACCGGCUUCCUACCUACUGGUCCACAAUCACUGGAACCUCCAGAGGAGGAACAAAAUCCAUAUAAGGAAGUGUACCCAGAGAUGUGGGCGGAGCCUGAGGCAGCGUACACCCCUCCACCCGCCAAGAAACCGCGCAAGAACUCGGCUGAAAAAGCAAAGAUCAGAGAGGUGAUCGACGAAGGGACCAGAGAGAGACUAAUAUGUGAAGUCAAAAAGAAGACCAGGAACAUAGACGAUAUCUGCAUCUCCUGUGGAAGCCUCAACGUCUCUCUGGAGCAUCCUCUCUUCGGAGGAGCGAUGUGUCAGGGCUGCAAAAACUCGUUCCUGGAGUGUGCCUACCAGUACGACGACGACGGCUACCAGUCCUACUGCACCAUCUGCUGUGGAGGCCGGGAGGUGCUCAUGUGUGGCAAUAACAACUGCUGUAGGUGUUUCUGUGUGGAGUGUGUGGAUCUGCUGGUCGGAGCCGGCUCGGCGGCGACAGCCAUCAAAGAGGACCCAUGGAACUGCUACAUGUGUGGCUCCAAGGGCGCCUAUGGGUUACUGCGGCGUCGGGACGACUGGCCCUGCAGACUACAACACUUCUUCGCCAACAACCACGAACAGGACUUUGAGCCAGCCAAAUUGUACCCUCCAGUUUCAGCAGAGAAGAGGAAACCAGUCAGAGUUCUCUCCCUGUUUGACGGCAUUGCCACAGGUCUGUUGGUGCUGAGGGAUUUGGGCAUGCAGGUUGACAAGUAUGUGGCGUCUGAGGUGUGUGAGGACUCCAUCACUGUCGGCAUGGUCCGACACCAGGGGCGCAUCAUGUACGUGGGCGACGUACGCAACGUAACACGCAAACAUAUCGAGGAGUGGGGACCAUUUGACCUGGUGAUCGGAGGAAGCCCCUGCAACGACCUCUCCAUAGUCAACCCUGCAAGGAAAGGCCUUUUCGAGGGAACCGGCCGGUUGUUUUUUGAGUUUUACCGCCUGCUGCACGAGGCUCGACCAAAACCCGGCGACGAGCGUCCGUUCUACUGGCUGUUUGAGAAUGUGGUCGCCAUGGGAGUCAGCGACAAACGGGACAUCUCCCGCUUUUUAGAGUGUAACCCGGUGAUGAUCGACGCCAAGGAGGUCUCUGCUGCCCACCGCGCUCGCUAUUUCUGGGGAAACCUGCCAGGCAUGUCCAGUGAUUUAUUUCCCCCAACUUUCAGACCUCUGUCCGCCAUGACGAAUGACAGGCUGGAUUUACAAGAGUGCCUCGAGCACGGACGUACCGCCAAGUUUGAGAAGUUGCGUACGAUAACGACACGCUCCAACUCUGUGAAGCAGGGGAAAGACGAGCAUUUCCCCGUCUUCAUGGACAACAAGGAGGACAUCCUCUGGUGUACCGAGAUGGAAAGGGUGUUUGGUUUCCCCGUCCACUACACGGACGUGUCCAACAUGAGUCGUCUGGCCAGGCAAAGGCUGCUGGGACGUUCCUGGAGCGUCCCCGUCAUCAGGCACCUCUUCGCCCCGCUCAAGGAGUACUUCGCCUGCAACUAGUCACGCACCAACUCUCUCUCACACACACACACAUACAUAAAUACAUAAACAGUACCUAAUGACAGACACACAGCUAGUACAUGAAGGUUGGCUGACACAGGAUGACACAGAUGACCGGGCAUACACACAUAUACACACACACACACUGUAAAGGACUGCUUCCCUAGAUCCCGUGUAGACCACUGGCUGACCUUAGUCCCCUGGUGCUACCUUGCUGAUCUCCACACACACACACACACACACACACAUACUGGAGCAGGGUUUCUGUACUGUCUUCACACACAAACUUCCUGUCCGACCUUGAAACUGGUGUCUUCUGGCUUUACUGUGUCAUAGCAGCAGCUGGAGUUCAAACCUCCAGGGGGCGCAAAAAACUGACAAAGAUGCCCCGGCUUUCUGUUUCUAACAUCUCUCUUGAGUACAUCGACACACACAGUGAACCCCUCUGAACCGAAACACUUAACUUAACUGUAUUCAUGUAUAGUGACGAUGCUGCUGGUGCAUCGCAGUGCAAUGAACACAAAUAUACAAACACACACAAUCACACACACCAGUUAACGCUCGUGGUGCUGGUCAGAGUCCAAAUGGUGCCACUUUAAUACAACACUUUUAAAGUUUAUGGUGCUCUCGGAGACUGAAUGGUCUCUGGUUGUUUCAGUCACUACAGUUUUGUGUCCCUAACUUAGUGAAACCAAAUGCUCAAAAGCAGGUGGAGGCAACACCAGACAAGAGAGGUGAAGUUAGUGAGAACGUGCAAAGGAGCGUCCAGAAGAAAAAUAAAGCAAGGCAACUAUAA